CUAAAGGUGCUCCUAAACGAGCAAUGUUUUCCUGCAAUAUGUGGCUGCAAUACAGUGGUCGGCAACAUUGCGAGCAAUUCCAGCCAUACUACGCAAUAUUGCAGGAAUUUCCCAGACAUAUAGCCACAUAUGUUUGAUGUUGCAGCGAAUGGCCGAUAUUGUUUUGAUAGGUUGCCGGACGAUCGCUGGGCUGUCGAUUUUACUGCAAUGUUGCCCAGCCAGUUUUAUUGUUGUUUCAGUCGCUCUCAAUUGUUAUGAUAUAGUGCAUCCUUUUCUACACGACGUGAAGUUGACUAUGAGUGGGCUGUGCGAGGUGACGCACCGUGCCGUGACUAAUUGCUAUAUUCUGUGUAGUUAUCACGUUGUUUUGUUUUGGUUUUCGGGUUAUGUAUGUGAAUUAUAAUUAAUAAACAAAAAUGACUAAUACGUGGACUAACGAGACGGUGGUUGAUUUUAUCAAUGAAGUUCAUUUACAUCCUGAGUUAUGGGAUACGAAAAGCGGAAUUUACAAAGAUAGAAUGGCAAAAAAAGACGGAUGGAAUGAAAUCGCUGAAAAAUUCGGCAUAACCAACGACGAGGCUUAUAAAAAAUUUAGAAGCCUAAGAACAUACGCACUUAAUGAGCAGAAAAAAAAUAAAAGCGGUAGCGCUGGUGGUAGAAUCGUGAAAUGGUUUGCUUAUGAUGCAAUAUCGUUUGUUUAUAACCAAAACACCGCGAAUACAGGAUUAGACAGUGAAAAUGCAACACCUAAUGUGGAAACUGCAAACACUGACGACAGUGCUGGCCCAGAAGAAGUCGUGAAUACAGAUACAACUGACUCUGUAGAAAUCUUAGAUACUAGUCCAAAACCACGUACUAAGAGACCUAAGACUGUAGAUCCAUUAUUAGAAAAGGCUCAAAACAUUAUACGUGGUGCUGGUGAAACAAAAAGAAAUGAAUAUGCUGGUUUCGGAGAGCAUAUAGCAAACAAGCUAAGCAAAUAUGACGAUUACACCCGUGCUCAAGCAGAAUUAAAAAUUAUGCAAAUUUUGUUCGAAUGUGAUAUGUCUAUGCACAGAACUCGACCUUUGUCUCGAUUUACACCAAGUCCUAACAGUAGUAGAGGUGGAGCUAGCACAUCACAAAGCCAAUAUUCUGACAUUUCCAUACUACCACGUCAAAAUAAUAUCCAGUAUGUUAUUGUUCCUAACUCUCAAGAUGUUAAUACUUCAAUUCAAACUCAGUCAGAGCAAAAUACUUUACAGCAUGUUUUGGAUAAUCAGUCUCAAGUUCCUCAGUCGACUACUUAUGAAGAACUUGUGUCAUAUACUCUCCAGUAUGAUGAAUCACAAAAGUAAAAAUUAUUACUACCUAAGAUGUACUAAGUACCUACCUUGGUAACAUAACAAGUUUCUUCGGGAAAGUUGUUCAGUUCCAUGGUCUGAACUCUGAACUCAUGUCGAUGAUGAUUGAUGAUGAUUUAUUACUAUUAUUUUUAUAAUUAGAGUUAAGUAGGUAUAAUUAAGUACACCUUAUGAUUAUAAUAACAUACCUACAUAAUAAACCAAUGUCAACUUACCUUGAUGUAUUCUUUUAAUCCUUCUAUCAAAGCUGCACUAACCUCUGGAACUAUAACAGAAAUCGAAGCAUCUGACACUCUGAAUAGAUACAUCAAGCUUUUAAAUGAAUCUCCAGUUGCCAAAUAACGUAGAGUUAUCGCUAAUCUUGUGGUAACCGGUAUUGCGUUCCUCAUGUUUGUAUCAUUUCUUUUUAUUUUCGGUCCGAUUUUAUUUAAAAUAUACUCGAAGUCACUCUUUGACAUUCUAGAAAAGUUGUCAAAUAAUUUUUUAUCAAGCAUUAAUUCUUGACAUAAAUUGUCUACUGUUUCACGCCUAUUGAAGUAAGGUCGAAUCCACAUUC
Molecule: messenger RNA, 1899 nt
Organism: Aricia agestis (brown argus)
Lineage: Eukaryota; Metazoa; Arthropoda; Insecta; Lepidoptera; Lycaenidae
Exons: 2
Coding region: 417-1337 (306 amino acids)
Biological process (GO): regulation of transcription by RNA polymerase II
Cellular component (GO): transcription regulator complex; nucleus
Source: RefSeq, a predicted model, not a curated record